Molecule: messenger RNA, 4251 nt
Organism: Teleopsis dalmanni
Lineage: Eukaryota; Metazoa; Arthropoda; Insecta; Diptera; Diopsidae
Gene: Usp7
Product: ubiquitin carboxyl-terminal hydrolase 7
Exons: 4
Coding region: 300-3623 (1107 amino acids)
Biological process (GO): protein deubiquitination; regulation of protein stability
Cellular component (GO): cytosol; nucleus
Molecular function (GO): cysteine-type endopeptidase activity; protein binding; cysteine-type deubiquitinase activity
Source: RefSeq, a predicted model, not a curated record
UAAAUAAAUUUAAAUUCAACGUAAUAUAAUAUAUUUUUUAUCGGAACUAUCGUGAAAACUACGAUUUUGCAAAUUUGCAUUUUGCUGUGUUCUGUCAUCGCCUUAAAUCGUUUUAUUGUUGUUGUUGUCGGAAAAUAAAAGCUGGUUGCAGAAUAAGGAAGUACAAAAGUUAAAAUUUCGAAAAUACAAAUAAAAUUGACAGGUAACUGCAGCAAUAUAGAAUAUAAUUAUCAGAAUUGGUGGAAAUAAAGAGAGCCGAGCCCAGUGCUAUUUAUUUUACAAGAUAAUUUUUGCUGAAAAUGGAAAUAGAGCCAGAGCAAUCGAUCGAAGCAAUGGAUACACAAGAAAUUGAAAUAAUUACAAGUGACUUACAGCAUCAGCAGAACUUAAAUAAACUGCACACUAACCAACAUCUUCACCUAGAAAAUGGUAAUACGCUGCCGCGGCAAUUACUUGCUGAUAACAGUUCCUCAUAUUCAAACGAGCAGGAAAUGACAUCCGUUGACGAUUCGAAGGAUGAUCAGUUUAGAUCGGAAGCAAUAUUUUCAUAUGUUGUUGAGGAUGUAACUCAUUUAAAGCAACAGCAGCAAUUAUCACCCGCAGUAUUUGUGCGUAUGCUACCGUGGAAAAUAAUGGUGAUGCCUAAUGAGCGUGCGCUAGGAUUUUUCCUGCAAUGUAAUGGAGAAAAUGAGUCACCUGCAUGGUCAUGUAAUGCUAAUGCCGAACUUCGCCUUAAAUGCCACAAGCCAGAUGCACCUCCAUUCACUCGAGCCCGUAUAAAACAUUUGUUCUAUUCAAAAGAGAAUGAUUAUGGUUACUCAAAUUUUAUAACGUGGCAAGAAUUGCAGGAUCCAGAAAAAUGUUAUAUACACAAUGAUUCCAUAACGUUAGAGGUGCAUGUGGUCGCUGAUGCGCCGCAUGGAGUGCUGUGGGACUCUAAAAAGCAUACUGGCUAUGUAGGUCUGAAAAAUCAGGGUGCUACCUGUUAUAUGAAUUCAUUAUUACAAACAUUGUAUUUUACGAACCAAUUGCGGAAAGCAGUAUAUAAAAUACCUACAGAAGCUGAUGACAGCUCCAAAUCGGUAGGUUUAUCGUUGCAAAGGGUGUUUAACGAACUGCAAUUUGGUGACCGUCCAGUGGGAACAAAGAAACUAACUAAAUCCUUUGGAUGGGAAACUCUAGAUUCAUUUAUGCAACAUGAUGUGCAAGAAUUUUUAAGGGUCUUACUUGAUAAACUAGAAUCUAAAAUGAAAGGAACAUGCUUAGAAGGCACAAUUCCCGGUCUUUUCGAAGGUAAAAUGUCAUCAUACAUAAAAUGCAAGAACGUUGACUAUAACAGUACACGAUACGAAACAUUUUACGAUAUACAACUAAAUAUUAAAGAUAAAAAGAAUAUAUUCGACUCGUUUCAAGAUUAUAUAGCUUCCGAAAACCUCGAUGGAGAUAACAAAUAUGAUGCCGGAGUUCAUGGCCUUCAGGAGGCUAGUAAGGGUGUCAUCUUUACUGCAUUCCCCCCAGUGUUACAUUUGCAUUUAAUGCGUUUCCAAUACGACCCCAUAACAGAUAGCUCAAUUAAAUAUAAUGAUCGAUUUGAAUUUUAUGAACAAAUAAAUCUUGAUCAGUUUCUGUUGGAGAAAGAAAAAACACCUGCCGAUUAUGUUUUACAUGCUGUACUGGUACACUCAGGGGAUAAUCAUGGCGGACAUUAUGUAGUAUUUAUAAAUCCAAAAGCGGAUGGUAAAUGGUUUAAAUUUGAUGACGAUGUUGUUUCGAGUUGUAGUAAAACUGAAGCGAUCGAACAGAAUUAUGGCGGAAUGGACGAUGAAAUAUCAUUUCACGCUAAAUGCAGUAACGCUUAUAUGUUAGUCUAUAUACGUUUAUCCGAACUAAGUCGUGUUCUUGCCGAUAUUACGGAACAGGAUAUUCCAUCUGAAUUAACCGAACGGCUUGAUGUAGAGAAACGCAUAGAAAUGGCUAGACGAAAAGAUCGUAGUGAAGCGAAUUUCUAUAUAACAAUUAAUAUUAUAACCGAAGAUAUUUUCGAAUUACAUCAGAAACAAAAGCUCUUUGAUUCAGAGAAGGUACUACACCGCGUUAUUAAAGUGAAACAAACAUCAACAGUGGAUGAAAUGAUGGAUAUUAUAUCCAAAACAUAUUGUACACCAAAAGAACGAAUGCGUAUCUGGACUUUAUGUACGCCGCAAACUCAAAAAAUUUUAUUUUUUGAUUUAGAGCAUGAUAGUAAUCGUGCACUUGAAGCUAUUACAACACCUCAAAAACCAUGGUCUAUAUUUCUUCAAAUUGCGCCGCCAGAUGUACCUUUAACCAUGUCACCAAGUUUUGAUGCAAAGAAGGAUGUAUUUAUGUUUAUUAAAUUUUAUGAUGCACCAAAUAAGCGUUUAAAUUACAUCGGUUGCUCACAACAACCAUUAACUAAACGUCUUUGCGAUAUUGUGUUGGAAGUAAAUGCCACCCUUGGCUUUGAUCUUGACACAGAGCUAAGAGUUUACGACGAAUGUUCUGAAAAAAAAAUAAUCAAUCUGAAAGAGCCACUGGAAAGCAUACUGUAUUUGUUAGCCGAUAGCUUACAGGGUUACAUACUUAUAUUUGAAAAGGAUCACAUUGAUACGAAAUUAGAGUUACCAACAGUACAGGAUUACUUUUUAGACUUAGUGUAUCGUAUAGAAGUCACCUUUUGUGAUAAAUGUAAUCCAAAUGAACCGGAAAUAGUUCUUGAAUUAUCAAAUAGAAACACUUAUGAUCAAAUGGUACAAGCAGUAUCUGAACGACUUAAUACAGAUCCUAACAAAAUUCAAUUCUUCACGUGUGUUAGUAGCUUCAAAGAUUCACCCGGAAAUGCGAUUCCGUACUCAUUUAAAGGAACUGUCAAAGAAUUAAUUAAUUACGGUAAUAAGGGAACAUCAAAAAAGAUUUAUUAUCAAAGACUGUCGCUCAGCAUUCAUGAACUCGACAAUAAAAAGCAAUUUAAAUGUGUUUGGGUUUCGAACGAUUUAAAAGAUGAGAAGGAACUGGUUCUAUAUCCCAACAAAAAUGAAAACGUUAAAGGAUUACUUGAGGAAGCUGCCAAGAAAAUACAAUUUUCAGAAAAUAGUCGAAGGAAAUUGAGACUACUAAAAGUUAGCAAUCAUAAAAUUGUUACAGUUUUUAAGGAAGAUGUUUCGCUUGAGUCGUUACAAAAACCAAAUGAAUCAAUGACCACCCAAAAUACGCAGAAAACUUUCCGUAUUGAAGAAGUACCUGCCGAAGAUUUACAAUUGGCCGAAAACGAAAUGUUAAUACCAGUGUCACAUUUUAGCAAAGAACUAUAUAAUGCAUUCGGAGUGCCAUUUUUAAUAAAAGCUAAAAAUGGAGAAACCUACGGUACUCUCAAGCAACGCAUACAAAAACGUCUCAAUGUUACCGACAAGGAAUGGGAGACAUACAAAUUUACACUCAUUUCUAUGGGUCAUACGGUAGAAAUAAACGAUAACUCACCUGUAGAGUUAAGCGAAUUUAGAUCAUGGACACAUGCUAGCUCUUGUAUUGGGUUGGAUCACAUAAAUAAGUCACGAAAGCGUACAUCGUUGAAUUUUUCCGAAAAGGCAAUUAAAAUUUACAAUUAGAGCAAAUAAAUAUACGCAUUGUGAUUCAAACUGAUUUGCAAGAAAGCUUUAUAGUGCAAAACAAACAACUGCAUAAUAGCUACGAAUAUCUAAAGAACUUGCAAUUCCAAAACCGCAAAAAUUUUAAGUAAACAAUAAACGUUUUAUCAAAAAUUUAACAACUUAUAUAUAUAAAAUAUUAUAACGUGAAAGCUUUCAAUUUAAUGCAGUUUUAUUUUAAACAUUAUGCGAGAUGAUGGUGUAAAAGAAUUAACAAUUUGUGUAUCACAUUAGUUAGCUCCAUUGCAAGUUAAACAAAUUUUAUUUUAAAUAAAAUGCAAAUUGCAUGUUGGAACAAAAUCAAGCGGAUGCAAAAAUAAAUUAUGAAGAAUACAUAUUAAGAUUUAAAAUUUAAAACUUAUACAAAAAUUAAUUAUUACUAGAUCUUUAAACAUAACAUAGAACCAACCAAUAUCAGUAACCCAGAAAUGUUUGAAGGGGUUUGUUCUCUUUCACACUGUGUUCGCCUAUCUCUCUCUCUCUCUUUCUCUCUUUUUGUGUUUCUGUCUAUUUAUAUUUAUAUUUAUAUUUUAGUAACGCAAAACUCAAAGGUAUAUAAAGGUACUUUUUAUUAAUUAAUUAUAAAUUA